Adineta steineri is the source of this 1971-nucleotide messenger RNA. The record is from the annotation of a GenBank genome assembly. NCBI's taxonomy places the organism in Eukaryota, Metazoa, Rotifera, Eurotatoria, Adinetida, Adinetidae.
AUGACUUCGCACAAAAUUCAACAUUGUAUAUUCGUCGAUGGGGAUUUCGACCGACAUGAACUAUUUAGCAAUGUUCAUCCUUAUACCUUAAAUCGUCUUGCUAAAUUAAAUGAUGUUUUAACAUGUAAAUUACACAAUGAACAAGUGAUGAAAUUGAUGAAUAAUCCAUCAAAUAUUCAUUUUUAUAUUUGUUACAAUUCAUCCUCGACAGAUAUUGAUCACUAUUAUAAGAUAUUAAAAGUAACUUAUCCUCAAAGUAUACGAUUGUAUUCAUCGAUAAAUACAGCAAUCAAUGACUGGCAACAUAAAUGUGAUCAUAUUUGGAUUAUACACGGAAUUGAAAACACUUACGAAGAAUUAAUUGAACAAUUAAAAUUCAAUAAAAAAACACAAGCAAAUAUUUCAAGUUAUUCUUGGUUGGAAAACAUAAAAGAAGGUUCAAAUCGAAUUGAAUAUUUAAUUAAUAAUAAAAUGCAAAAUUUUAAUGAUAAUCAAAUUGAAGAGUCAAAUAUUGAAGUAACAACAACAACAACGAUGAUGUCUACUACAGAGAAACCAAAGAAAUCUAACAGAAGACAAUUGAUAAAAUGUGAUGUUGACAAUUGUAAGAAACAAUUUAAGAAUGCGGAUGCUUUAAGAAGCCACCAAUUGGCUAAACAUCCAACUUCACAAGUAGUUGUACAACAUGAAAUAACAAAAAAAAUAUCCAUUCAAACUUCUAUACAACAAAAGAUUCAUGGAUACAAGAAUAAACAUGUAGAUGUAAAUGUUUUACCAGAUCAUCUAUCAGCCAAUUAUCCAGUCGAUCCAGUAAUUACAGAUGAUGAAACAUCGGAAACGUCUAUUACAGAAUAUUACAAAGAGACUAAUAACAAAAUAAACAUAAAAUGCAAUAUUGAUGGUUGCAAGAAGAAAUUUUGGAAUGAAGAUGCUCUGUACAAUCAUCAAUCAAUUAUGCAUGUAAGUGAUCAGACAGAUACAGAUGAUGAAAUAUCAUCAGUAUCCUCUUCAAAAAAUCGAGAAAAUAUCAUUACAAUACGAAAACACGAAUGUGGUUUUGAAAAUUGCACAAUAUCGUGCAAAAAACGACGUUCAUUAUAUAUACAUAUAAUAGAAAGACAUUCAAUUCCGCUUCAAUGUCCAUGGAGUAGCAAUUGUAAACAAUCAAAUAAAAAUUAUUUUGGGAUACUUCUAUUACAAAAUCAUAUUAUAUCUGAACAUACAGAUUCAACGAUACAAUGCAAAUGUCCUAUUCCUCGAUGUAUAAAUUCAAGAAAUUGGGAAGAUUGGUCCACUUUAUUACAACAUAUAAUAUUAAGACAUACAGAAAAUCUAUUCACCCAAGUGUAUUGGGAUGAAAUAAUAUUGAAACGACAUCAAGCAUAUGAACAUCCUCUUCCUCUUCUAUGCCCGUUUGGAUCUGAAUGUCAACAAUCAACAAAAAAAUAUUUUGGCAUAUGGAAAUUACGUGAACAUGUCUAUUCAAAACAUGCACCAUUGUAUUCUCAGCCAGUAUGCUUUAAUUCGGAAUGUCAAUACAAUAAACCGUUCGUAACUUGGAAUCAUGUGUUGAAACAUAUCCUACAUAUGCAUUUAGAAGCUGUUGUAUUGAUUGUAAAUUCAAACACAUCGUCGACAGUAAAAAAAGACAAAGUAUAUAAGAAGUGCAGUUAUCAAAAUUGUAAUCAACCAUUUAAAACAAGAAAUACCUUCCAGUAUCAUUUAGCAACAUCGCGUCCUUAUCCUCUUCGAUGUCCAUACAAUUCUGCGUGUAAUAAACUUGAUAAUGAUAGUAAACAUUACUUAGGAUUAAUGGAACUACAAAGACAUAUUGAAGUAACACAUUCAGUACAAUUCCUAGUGCCAAUGUGUUUCAAUCAUCGAUGUCAACAAAAUAAACAUUAUAAAGAGUUGAAACCGUUAAUGAAUCAUAUUUUACAAAAACAUUGGCUAAAUAUCAGAGUGAAAUGA